Oryctolagus cuniculus (rabbit) is the source of this 3179-nucleotide messenger RNA. The record is from RefSeq and is a predicted model, not a curated record. Lineage: Eukaryota; Metazoa; Chordata; Mammalia; Lagomorpha; Leporidae.
GUGAGGAGCCUCAUGUGGAACCAGUGGCUAUGUGAAUUCGAGGUGGAACAGGGGAUUUCCAUUUGAAAGGUGAAGAAACAGCUGCAUGAAUACUAGCCAAUCCACAGCCUGGCACUCUCAGAGAACUCAGGCACUGACCUGCAGAAGUUUCUCUGGAGAGACUUGAACCAUUGGGAGGUGUUAUCUGAGCAGCAACCUCCUAUCCUGCUUCCUGGAUGAGAGAUAAGCCCAGCUUUUGUGAGAUGAAUGUGCCCAGCCCUCAGCCAGGCCAGGCACCCAUGUUCCUGUGGCUGCUGCUGUUGAUCCUGGCUCCUGGAAGAGAACAACUGGGAACCCCUCCAAAGGCUGCCCUUCUCCUCGAUCCCCCAUGGUCCACGACCUUCAAAGGCAGUAAAGUGAUUCUCAUAUGCAAAGAUUUCCAUUCCCCAGCCUCGAGAGAUGUAUUUUGGUAUCAUGAUGGGAAUGUCUGGAAAACAGAAUCUAACAAGAUCCAAACUGAACAUUCUGGAUAUUACCAAUGCAAAACACGAGGAUCUUCCCUCAGUGACCCCGUGCACUUGGAAUUUUCAGAUGACUGGCUGAUUCUGCAGGUUUCACACCCUGUCUUUGAAGGAGAUGACGUAGUCCUGAGAUGCCAGGGGAAAAAAGAAGAGAAGACAAGUAAGAAGGCGUACUAUAAGAAUUAUAAACGACUUCCUGACAAUAACGACCCAGAUUGCAUCACACUAAACUCAGUCUCCAGGGACAAUGGUAAAUACUAUUGUACUGCUAUAAGGCAAACAUUCAUAAUUUCAUGGACAGAAACCUCAACACCUCUUAACAUCCAAGUUCAAGAGCUGUUUCCACAGCCUGUGCUGACAGCGAGCCCCACUCAGCCUACUGAAGGGGGUCUAAUGACCCUGACCUGUGAGACCCAGGUCCAUCCACAGAAGUCAGAUGUCCAGCUCCACUUCCAGUUCUACAGAGAUGACCAGGGCCUGCAACCAGGCUGGAGUAGCUCCCCAGAUUUCCAGAUCCCCACGAUGAGGAAGGAAGACUCAGGCUCUUACUGGUGUAAGGCAAAGGCAGUAAACAACAACAUCAUCAAAAAGAGCGCAGGAUUCCAGAUACAUGUGCAGAGAAUCCCUGUAUCUGAGGUGAAUCUAGAGAUCCGGCCCCAUGGGGGGAACCUGACUGAAGGAGAAGACAUGGUCCUUAUCUGCUCAGUGGCCAAUGGCACAGGGGCCGUCACAUUCUCCUGGCAUCGAGACGGAACAGUGAGUCUGGGCAGAAAGACCCAGCAUUCCCUCUUAGCAGAGCUGCAGGUGCCUGCUGUGAAGGAGCACCAUGCUGGGAGAUACUACUGUGCAGCUGACAACAAUCACGUUCCAAUCCUCAGCAAGUGGAUUACAGUCACCGUGAGAAUACCAGUGUCUCGCCCUGUCCUCACCUUCAGGGCCUCUGAGGCCCGGACUGUGGUGGGGGACGUGGUGGAGCUGCACUGUGAGGCCCCGAGAGGGUCUCCUCCAAUCCUGUACCGGUUUUAUCACAAGGACGUCACCUUGGGGAACAGCUCAGCCCCCACUGGAGGAGGAGCCGCCUUCAACUUCUCCCUGACAGCAGCACAUUCUGGAAACUACUCCUGUGAGGCUGACAAUGGCCUGGGGGCCCAGCGCAGUCACAGAGUGAGUCUCACUGUCAUAGUUCCAGUGUCUCGCCCUGUCCUCACCCUCGUGGUCCCUGGGGCCUGGGCUAUGGUGGGAGACGUGGUGGAGCUGCACUGUGAGGCCCCGAGAGGGUCUCCUCCAAUCUUGUACUGGUUUUAUCACGAGAACAUCACCUUGGGGAACAGCUCAGCCCCCACUGGAGGAGGAGCCACCUUCAACCUCUCCCUGACAGCAGCACAUUCUGGAAACUACUCCUGUGAGGCUGACAAUGGCCUGGGGGCCCAGCGCAGUGAGGUGGUGACAUUCAACUUCACAGGUGCUUCCAAGAGCAGAAUAGGCCUCGUCACGGCAGGAGCCAGUGGGGGACUCAUCGUUGGUCUUGCCUCUGCUACCGCUCUGCUGCUCCACCUCAGGACCCGGAGGAAAUCGGGAGGACCUUCUGCCCCUGGCACAUCCAGGACCUCCAACAUACACCCCCAAGAGCUUUCCUAUUCUGAGCCACCAGACAUGAUGGAGUUCCAGCCUGUGUAUAAUGUAGAUCAUAGAGAGAGUGACCUGGUUUAUUCCCAGAUCUGGAUCACUCAGAAUGCAAAUAAAAAUCCAGCAGAUUCACCAAGGAUGCCCCACCAGGUUACGGAACCCACAGUCAUUUACUCCGAGUUGAAGGCACACACAGAUGACUGUGCCGAGAAGUCCAGCAGGAAAGGCAGUGCCCAUGAAGAUGCUACAGACAAUUACGAGAACGUCCUGAGUGCAUCAGCAGCCUUGAGGCACUAGCCCUUGCCAGAGCGUUGCACAGAGACCCCUCAGGGGGAAAGCCUGCGCUGUUCUCCCAGUUCUCUCCAACCUGCUCCCUCCCAGACUUGCAGACGCCUCCAGCCUGGGCUGCAAGGAACAAAGGCUUGGCAGAAGGUCCGCCAACCUCCUCUAGACCUGACUGUGUGUCCCAGGGGGACAGAAGGAGCAGCAUCUGAGCAAGUGCUGGGUUCUUCUCACAGUGGAGACCCACAGGGGACAGGGGCCUCAGCUCCUAGGGCUGUGGAACACAGGAGGAGGAUGGUCUAGCCUGGGUCACAAGGACACUGUCACCACCACUGGAUCUGUGCGACUGAAAACUCUUCAUGGGCUAUAUCUAUAUAAAUAAUUUGUUCCAGGCGGGCGCCGCGGCUCAAUAGGCUAAUCUUCCACCUAGCGGCACCAGCACACAGGGUUCUAGUCCCGGUCAGGGUGCUGGAUUCUUUCCCGGUUGCCCCUCUUCCAGGCCAGCUCUCUGCUGUGGCCAGGGAGUGCAGUGGAGGAUGGCCCAAGUGCUUGGGCCCUGCACCCCAUGGGAGACCAGGAGAAGCACUUGGCUCCUGCCUUCGGAUCAGCGCAGUGCACCGGCCGCAGCGCGCCAGCCGUGGCGGCCAUUGGAGGGUGAACCAGCGGCAAAAGGAAGACCUUUCUCUCUGUCUCUCUCUCUUUCAGUCCACUCUGCCUGUCAAAAAAAUAAAUAAAUAAAUAAAAUAAAAUAAAUAAACAAUUUGUUCCAAA